GUAAAACGCUUUUGGUAAAAAUUUAGUUCAGUACAGAGAGUGAAUUGAGUGUUUUGGGUUUAUUGUGUUUACCUGGCAAUUUCAUUGGAAAAAUGCCCUAUCAAUUGCACAAGGAGCUGAAGGAAGAGUGGCAGAAGCCCACAAAGAACCUAAAGAAGAUUGGGAAUCUCCUGGAUCAACUCAAACUGGCCCUGACGAAGUUGGUCUUCCUGCCAACUAGCAACAGCACAGCCUCCCAGAAUGAAUUGGCUGUGGCCCGGGAAAUCCUGGAGAUUGGAGCAGAGUACAGCGUUGCUGUGAAGGACAUCGUUGCAUUCGAGAGAUACAUGUCCCAGCUCAAGUGCUACUACUAUGACUACAAGAAUCUUAUUUCGGAUUCAGCCAACAAGUACCAACUGCUAGGCUUGAAUUUGCUGUUUCUGCUCUCGCAAAACCGUGUGGCUGAAUUCCACACGGAAUUGGAGCUCCUUCCGGCCGACAUCAUUCACUCCAACCAGUUCAUUCGUCAUCCCUUGGCACUGGAGCAGUACUUCAUGGAAGGCAGCUACAACAAAAUCUUCCAGGCUAAAGGAAACGUCCCAGCGGAGAGUUACAACUUUUUCAUGGACAUCCUCCUGGAUACCGUGAGGGAUGAGAUUGGAUCAUGCCUCGAGCAGGCCUAUGAGAAGAUCUCCCUGGCUGAAGCCUCCAAGAGGCUCAAUCUCAAAGCGAAGGAGCAGGUCAAACAAUUUGGUGGCAAGAAAGGCUGGAAACUGGGCAGUGAUAAUUUCUAUCAUUUUGCCAAUGAGGCACCAAAGCCCAAGGAACCCAUACCAUCAGUGGAAUUGGCAGAACAGGCCAUCAUCUAUGCUAAAGAAUUGGAAAUGAUUGUCUAAUAAUUUCUGUGAAUCAUAAAUCAUUUAUUUCGUAAA
This is a messenger RNA of Phlebotomus papatasi, 911 nucleotides long. RefSeq names its product 26S proteasome non-ATPase regulatory subunit 8 (gene Rpn12). Gene Ontology annotation, cellular component: proteasome regulatory particle; cytosol; nucleus. The record is from RefSeq and is a predicted model, not a curated record. Gene Ontology annotation, biological process: proteasome-mediated ubiquitin-dependent protein catabolic process. NCBI's taxonomy places the organism in Eukaryota, Metazoa, Arthropoda, Insecta, Diptera, Psychodidae. Bases 93 to 875 code for a protein of 260 amino acids. The transcript has 3 exons.